GUAAACGUGGAGGUAGAUGGGGUAUGAAUUUCAUAUCUGGCUCGGGUCCCCAACAUAGUUUGUCAACUCAUUCUGUAUUCAAGGACGAAAAGUCUGAUGUAAAUAGACAAUGCGAAGAUUACAAAAAUACAAAACCAAACUUUAUUAGAACCGGAGGUGCAUCUGUCCCACCACCGCCAUCUCUUGGUUCUCGUAAUAGUAGAGGUUAUUCAGAUCCCAAUGAAGUCCUAAUAAAUCACAGUGCAUUUGCCGGGACACAGGGAGGUUCAACGCGGGCUUUUGCUAAUUUAGGUCGCAAAAGAGUAGCAGACGAGGAUGAUUACUUCUUAGAAGAUGAUGACACAAAUAAUUUAGAAUAUCAACCUGCUCCAGGAAGUCCAGCUGCUACCAAACGUCCAGAUCAAGCUGAUGUUCAGUCAGAUGAUUCAGAUGAUCCUCUAGAUCAGUUUAUGGCUGGCAUAAAUGAAGAGGUUAGAACACUUCAUUCUGGCGAGAAAACUGUGAAUAAAGAGUCAAAUAGUAAGGCAAAGAAAAGUACCAAAGGUGAUGGAAAAGGUGUACGUGAUGAUAUUGAACAAGAAGAUGAAAUUGAAUCAUAUCUUAGAUUUAUGGAAGAAAAUCCACAUCUUGGAUUACCUGGUGAUGAUGAAGAAGAAGUAUAUGAAUAUGACGCUGAUGGAAAUAUUAUCGGUACAGAAAAAAAGACUAUUGAUCCAUUACCUCCAAUUGAUCAUUCCAUGAUAAAUUAUGCACCAUUCGCUAAAAAUUUCUAUGUUGAACAUGUAGAAAUAUCUAGUUUAGAUGAAGCUGGUGUAGAUUCACUUCGAGCUAAACUUGGUUUACGUGUUAGUGGACCUAGUCCAUUACGACCUGUUUGUUCAUUUGCUCAUCUUGGCUUAGAUGAACCAUUAAUGGAAGCAAUACGUAAAGCUGGUUAUACACAACCAACACCAAUUCAAGCACAAGCUGUUCCAUUAAUAUUAGCUGGACGUGAUGUAAUUGGAAUUGGUAAAACUGGUAGCGGUAAAACUGCCGCUUUCUUAUGGCCACUUAUUAUUCAUAUUAUGGAUCAACCGGAAUUAAAACUGGGUGAUGGUCCUAUCGGUGUGAUAUGUGCACCGACAAGAGAAUUAGCAUUACAAAUCUAUAGUGAAGCUAAAAAGUUAGCCAAAGUAUACAAUUUAACCGUUGUCUGUGCCUAUGGUGGUGGAAGUUUGUGGGAACAACAAAAAGCUUGUGAAGCUGGAUGUGAAAUUCUAGUUUGCACACCGGGUAGAUUAAUUGAUAUUGUGAAAAAGAAAUCAACUAAUUUACGUCGAGUUACAUAUCUUGUAUUUGAUGAAGCUGAUAAAAUGUUCAAUUUAGGGUUUGAACCUCAGGUUCGUUCAAUUGCCAAUCAUGUAAGACCUGAUCGACAAACUCUUCUCUUCAGUGCCACAUUUAAACGUCGACUUGAACGAUUGGCCAGAGAUAUUCUACUUGAUCCUGUUCGUAUUAUACAAGGUGAAUUAGGCGAGGCUAAUGAAGACAUAACUCAACAUGUUGAGAUUUUCGAUAAAAUCGAACAGAAGUGGGAUUGGUUAACACGCAAUUUAGUCAGAUUAACCACUGAGGGAAGUGUACUUAUUUUUGUGACACGUAAAGUUCACAGUGAAGAGGUUGCACAAAAGUUGAAGUCACGUGACUUAAAGGUUCUUCUCAUCCAUGGAGAUAUGCAUCAAUCCGACCGUAAUACUGUGAUACAAGCAUUCAAACGGCAAGAAGCUCCUAUCUUAGUGGCUACCGAUGUUGCAUCACGUGGUUUGGAUAUACCUAGUAUACAUAAUGUAAUCAAUUAUGAAGUUGCACGAGAUAUUGAUACACAUACUCAUCGAAUUGGUAGAACUGGUCGUGCAGGAGCAAAAGGAACAGCUUAUACAUUAUUUGUUGCUGGAAAAGAUCCAGUUGAUUUUGCAGCGUGUUUAGUUCAGCAUUUGGAAUCCGGUUCACAAACAGUUCCACAAAGACUUCUUGACAUCGCUCUAAAGUGUACUUGGUUUGCAAAUAAUCGAUCUUCGCUUAACAGUGGAAACAACGGUUGUAUUAGACCAAGUGGUGGAUUUGAACCUCGACAACCUCGUGCCAGACCAGGAUUAGGUUUAUCAUCCGAUAGCAGUGAAUCAAAUUAUUGUCCACGUAGUGGUCCGGCAGCUGCAGCAGCGGCAGGUGAAGGAGCUGAAUUAAUUCGUCCAGGUGGUAAGUUAAACUUUCAGUAUUCUGUAAUCAGCAAUUUUAGUCAUUUUCUCAUUCAUUUAAUAGGUGAAUAUUGCAUAUUGCAGUGUAUUUUUCACUAAAUAUUUCAUUUCAAGUCCCUGGAAAUAUUCGCUAUGAACAUGUCAUGUGAAAAGUGUAAAUACCAGUGAAAGUAAGGAUUUGAAAUGAAAUCUCUGCUAAUAAUCACACCGUAAUAUGCAGCAUUCACUCACCACUGAAUGAACCGAUUAAUGACCAAAACUGUUGAAUACAACAGACCUAUUGAGCAUUUGAAACGCUUAGGACAAACUCAACCAUCUAUUCAGUUAUAACAUGUUGUGUGGUGUCUGAAUCUGAUAUUGAAAAGCAAUCUCUCUACACAUGAGCCCAUCGAGUGAAAAGGCUAAGAUCGUUAAAGGAAAUGUUUUGGCUACAUUGAAUUGGCAUGUGUAGUAUACUCAUUUUUAUGUAUAUCCAGGGAUUAAGCUACCAAUGAUAUAUGAUUCUGUUUUAGGAAAUGUAAGUCAUCUGUUGGUCAUCAUCAUUUGGCCGAUUUUUGAUUGACCCAAUCUGUCAAUCUACACGCAUGUAUUUAUGCUGCUUCGGUGUUAGUGUCAUUGUACGUGAUUUUAUUUUGUUAGUAAGAAUAAUUGUAUGAGACUAAUAAAAUGAUACCAAGUUGCUACACACAUGACGGCGAAAUGUCCGUCUUACCUAUUAUUAUAGGUUACACAGCAGUUCAACUCAUUUCACUUUUAAACAUAAUUUCAGAAAAUAGAAGGCAUUCGUACGCUCCUAAUACUCGUCAACCAUUACUUACGCCUGUUACUCCUAAUGGAGCAUAGGUCACCGACCAGUAUUCUCCAACCCACUCUGUCCUGGGCCUUCUUUCCUAGUUCCAUCCAUUUCUUGUUCAUUUUUCUCAUGUCUAUCUCUAUUUUUCGGCGUAAUGUGUUCUUUGGUCUUCCACUUUUCUUUUGGCCUUGAGGAUUCUAUGUGAGGGUUUGUCUUGUGACGCAAUUGGGUGCUUUCCUCAAUGUGUGUCCUAUCCACUUCCAGCGCUUCUUUCUGAUUUCUUCCUCCACUGGGAUUUAGUUUGUUCUCUCCCAUAGUAGGUUGUUGUUAAUAGUGUCCGGUCAACGGAUCUGAAGUAUUUUUCGUAGACAACUGUUAAACUCGUCGACCAUAGAUAUGUUUAAAGUACUACUUGUUUAUGGUGGAAUAGAUUAGUGAACAUUAUUCAAUUUAAAAAUAUGGUACUAGGUGAAAAUUACAAGUCGAUCAACGUCUCCAAAUCAUUGUUUGUCUUGCUCCAGAAUAGUGAGCGCCAAUAUUAAUUAUCUCAUACUUUUUAUAUCUGUAUUUAAUUGCCUUCCCUUCAAAUCAACAUGCUCUCCGGUGUCUUACUACUUCCGCUUUUACCUUAUUUACUGUUCACAUUUCUGAUUUCAUCACACUGUGAUUAGUUUUGUAUAUAUAUGAAAAAUUGGACCUAUGGAUAUUGUGCUAGAUUUUAUGUCCAUUAUGAAUGGCCGACUGACUUGGAAGACGAUCUUCGGAAAAAAACUCAACUGACAAAAUUGAACUUGAAGUCUGUAUCUUAGUUCAAUCAAAAUUAAGAUUUAAGUUUACUCGUUUUCUUUUUACUGACAAGUUAUUGUGAAAUUGAAAAAAAAACAGUUAUUAUCAAUUUCAUUCACCAUAGGUUUACAAGCAGAUCGAUUUUCUGCCAUGAAAGCAGCGUUUUCAGCUCAAUAUAAUCGAAGAUUUGUAUCGGCUGGUGUUGAAGCUAGUAGAUAUACACAUCCAGAAAUGUUGAAAUCAUCAAAUACAACUGAUAGACCUCAACUUGCAGACAGUUUUAUUGUUCAAAGUAGUAACUCAGAAGAAUCCCAAUGUCCGCAACAACUUCGAUCAUCUCUAGUUACACCACAAAAUGUACAAACGGAUCCUAAGCAAAAACGUUCGAGAUGGGAUUAAAUGAUAUUUGUGUAAAGACGUUUUCCAAUUCUAAACGCAUUUUUUUCAUUGUUACUUCACAGCUUGUAACUUUCAUACAUACGUAUAUGUACACACACAACGCAAUAAAAGUUUUAAUCAUUUG
Schistosoma spindalis is the source of this 4336-nucleotide messenger RNA. Lineage: Eukaryota; Metazoa; Platyhelminthes; Trematoda; Strigeidida; Schistosomatidae. The record is from the annotation of a GenBank genome assembly.